CCGAGCACAUUUAAGCGUCGCACACGCUUGUUUUGCUCCUAGCGUAGCGCAGCAACCUGCACAGGCUUGUAAUUCGCCUGGCUCAAAUUCGUCCAACAGAAAGAUAAAACGCAAGAAAUAAUGAAGCCUGCCGUCGACGAGAUGUUUCCGGAAGGAGCCGGACCAUAUGUGGAUCUGGACGAGGCAGGGGGCAGCAGCGGCCUUCUGAUGGACCUGGCAGCCAAUGAGAAAGCGGUUCACCUGGACUUCUUCAACGACUUUGAAGACCUUUUUGAUGACGAUGAUCUGCAGUAACUGUCCAUCCGCACGCACACCUGAAAUGAAAUAACUUGUCCAAUAAAAGUCUUUAAAAAAAAAAACA
Messenger RNA from Syngnathus typhle (broad-nosed pipefish), 361 nucleotides. It is a transcript of the gene cops9, whose product is annotated as COP9 signalosome subunit 9. The record is from RefSeq and is a predicted model, not a curated record. The coding region runs from base 121 to 294 and encodes 57 amino acids. Lineage: Eukaryota; Metazoa; Chordata; Actinopteri; Syngnathiformes; Syngnathidae. Gene Ontology annotation, biological process: negative regulation of protein neddylation. The transcript has 3 exons.